AUGAGCAGCCGUUUCUGUCUCUUCGUAUUGGAAGCUGUAGCCGGGCAACAUGCUGAGUGGGUGGAGCAGGCCUCUCUCCUGCCUGCUCGUAUGUCACCCAGGCCCUCUCGACGGCAGGUACUCGUAGACUAUAGCGAUGUCACUUCCAUCACCGAGCGCGGCUCCAUGCCUUUACUCCUAGAAACCUUCUUCUACGCUCUUGACAUGGUUCUAAUCAUAUACUUCAUCUACAAACGACGGAUAGACCGAAGGACCACCCCACGGCUCCCCCUAUUCAUGCUCUGCGUGACCCUCGCAAUGUUCACUCUGUUCACCCUCUACUGGGCGAUAGACGUGUAUCUUCUGUGGGCGGCGGUAUACCGCUAUCUUCCACGCCAAGCAACGGAGCGAGAGGACACUUACCUCGACGGAAUUUGGAUAUCCUGGUCUGCACCCUACUUCAUUCAGCAGAUAGCCCUCUUCAGUAUGAUUGUACUUGGAGACGUCAUCUCUCUAUGGCGAGCAUACGUCAUAUUGAGCCGACCGCGAUGGCUCUUCCUCUUGUCCAUUACUAUCGGCAUUCUUGAGAGUGGGCUGUACAUCCUAUUUCUCAUGGAGUACUUGGCCGAAGAGCUGCCGCACUUUGCUCGCGGCUUCUACGAGUUUUCCGAAAACUCUAAUAGUCCAUCCAUCAUGGCCGCAGGACUUCUCACCGGCUGUGCCCAACUAUUUGCCACCUCGUUGAUCAUCUGGAAGGCCUGGCUUUACUGGAGGGAUGUCCGCGAGUUCUCUCGCCAAUAUCAAGUUCGCCACGGGAUUGCGAUGUUAGCCGUCGUCAUCGAAUCAGGGGCUGUAUACCUAGCAUUGCUGUUUUGGUACGGCAGUGUUGUGAUAUUUGCGAGUGAGCAGUCUCUAGCGCUAGCGCUGGUUUACUACUAUGCAACACCGCUUAUAGCCAUGUAUCCCCCUCUAGUCGUCGUGUUGGUGGCAACCCGUCGCUCCGUACUCGAGCGAAGCAUCGAGAUGAAGACAGCAGUGUCAUCGAACGUACGGUUUGCGACAAAUGCCACCGACACGCAAGGAGGUGUCCGUUACUCCAGACACUCGCUCCGUCACAGCCGUGGUGAUCGCGGCGAUGGGCACCGACCAGAAGGGUUACGAUUACUUGAAGUCAGCUUCGGACCAGGGAUUGAACUCGACAACAUGCAACCGGUCUCGAGUGCUGACGAGUCGACACCAGGAGGGUCCUACAGCGACGACAAGAGCAGAUCGAUAGCCAAACCGCGCCGUGCCCUAUUGAGCUCAAGUUUUGUCCACUCGCCAUAG
Messenger RNA from Peniophora sp. CBMAI 1063, 1305 nucleotides. NCBI's taxonomy places the organism in Eukaryota, Fungi, Basidiomycota, Agaricomycetes, Russulales, Peniophoraceae. The record is from the annotation of a GenBank genome assembly.